CAAUGCUGCCUUCUGCGGCCCAAUCCAUUCUCGGUCUGCGAUGGGAUCACGAGACCGACUGCUUCGCACCCACGUCGGUUAUAAUGGCUGCUGCUGCUUGGAUUAUUUUUGAGGAUCAAGAAGAACCACAAAGAGAAGAAAAUUCGGUAGUACGUAUAAUGCGUAUAAUUUUAAGGAAUACUCAAGAUCCAUUUGAUAUUCCAGAAAAAAGGUUUCAAGAAUUAUACAGGUUAUCUCGAGAGGCAGCAAUGCGACUAUGCCAAGAUUUAUUGCCCCUUAUACCUGAAGGAAGGAGACAAACAGCAAUACCGCGUGAAUUAAAGAUCUUUGCGACUUUGAGCAUCUUGGCUUCAGGCUCUUAUCAACGUCGCAUCGGCCAAGAUUUUUUGACCUGCAUGUGCCAAGCAUCAAUAUCUGCAGCAAUUCACAUUGUUGUAAAGGCACUUAAUCAAAUAAUGAGGCAUUGGAUUAAAUUUCCACAAUUGCCUCAUGAGCUUCAAGAUGUUAAAGAGCAAUUUAUGAAUCAUUGUGGAUUUCCAGGUGUAAUAGGCGCUAUUGAUGGUACUCAUGUCGCUAUUUGUCCUCCAGAAAUAGAACGAGAACAUUUAUAUAUUAACAGAAAAUUAUACCAUUCUUUAAAUGUUUUGCUAGUUUCUGACUAUUAUGGAAAAAUAUUAGCUGUAAAUAGUGGACAUGGAGGAAGAACACAUGAUACACGCGUUUGGAAUGCUUCAAUUAUCUCGAUACAUUUAGAAGAGCAAUAUAAUAAUGAACGAAGAAAUUGUUGGUUGUUAGGAGAUUCAGGGUAUCCGCUGCUACCUUAUUUAAUGACACCAAAAUUAGAUCAACCUGAAGGAUCACCUUCUGCUCGUUAUACUGAUGCUCACAUAAGAGCACGCUCGAGUAUUGAACGAACUAUCGGAGUUUUGAAGGGACGAUGGAGAUGCCUGAGGAAGGAAAGAGGACUGCACUAUUCACCAAAUUUUUCUGAUAAAAAUUACAUAAUGACUACAUUUCGUAAAUUCAAGAAUAUGUAUGUCUGAUAAUAUAAAAAUCCAUAUAUUUAAAAAUUUAAGAACAAAUAUAAUUUUAGCACUUAUAGUUAACGCUUGUUGCGUACUUC
This is a messenger RNA of Wasmannia auropunctata (little fire ant), 1123 nucleotides long. RefSeq names its product putative nuclease HARBI1. The record is from RefSeq and is a predicted model, not a curated record. The coding region runs from base 3 to 1043 and encodes 346 amino acids. NCBI's taxonomy places the organism in Eukaryota, Metazoa, Arthropoda, Insecta, Hymenoptera, Formicidae. The transcript has 7 exons.